This is a messenger RNA of Ziziphus jujuba (common jujube), 1026 nucleotides long. Its product is annotated as YDG domain-containing protein At5g47150. The record is from RefSeq and is a predicted model, not a curated record. The transcript has a single exon. NCBI's taxonomy places the organism in Eukaryota, Viridiplantae, Streptophyta, Magnoliopsida, Rosales, Rhamnaceae. The coding region runs from base 1 to 1026 and encodes 341 amino acids.
AUGAGGCACAAUUUUCCCACACAUGCUAUUGCCCCUGCAAGUAGUAAAUUUAAUCUUCUAGAUCCAGAUAGAUUAAAAGAUAAUAGUAAAGGUGAUGUUGUUCCUGUGAGACGCGAUUUUCCUACCAAUUGUGGAAACUUUGUUUCCCUUUCUUCAAGAAAUGUAUCUCCAAGCAAUUUGGGGAUGAUAGAGAAUCGUAAGCAGUCAAAGGCUUGUUUUAGCUUGGGGGAAGAUGAUGCUCGAAGAGUAGCUUCUCCAUUGGUUAUAAAAAAGGAAGUUAAGGACGUAGUUGUUAAGCAGAGAUGCGAAAUUUCGUAUGUUUUGGAUGAUGAAGCUUUAAAAAUGCGUGAGAAUGUCAUAAAUGCAUUGAAUUUGUUCCAAGAUAUACAAACUGAGUUCUUGCAUGAAAUGAUACCGAAGUCAAAAAAACAAGGUCAAGCACUUUGUAAGGUAAAUUAUAAAGUGACAAACGCUCUUCACAAUAUAGGGAAAUGUGUUAAUGUAAGUAAGCUAUUAGGGCUUGUACCUGGAGUUAAUGUCGGCGAUCGGUUUCAGUGCAGGGCUGAGCUAAAAGUUAUUGGCCUUCAUCAUGAUUUCCAUUUUGGUAUUGAUUAUAUGGAGAUCGAUGGAAAAAUUUUGGCAACAAGCAUUGUGGAUGCUCAUCGCUAUGAUAACGUUCUAAAAUCUUCUAGAGUGUUGAUUUAUUCAGGUGAAGGUGGGAAUCCUUCAAUUACGGGGAAGCCACUCAAAGAUCAAAAAUUUGUAAAGGGUAACCUUGCAUUAAAGAAUAGCAUGGAAGCUAGAACACCAGUGAGGGUCAUUCUUACUAGCAAAAUUUCAAAAAAAUCUAACGUUGUGGGUACAAGUGGAAAGGAGAUUGAGCGUAUGAUGUACAUAUAUGAUGGUUUGUACAUUGUGGGUGAAUAUUGGAAAGAGAGAGGAAGAUUUGGUAAUCAUGUUUAUAAAUUUAAAAUGGUAAGAAUCGACGAGCAACCACCAUUUGAUAUGAUUAAACAAGCGGUGUAA